Molecule: messenger RNA, 2304 nt
Organism: Prorocentrum cordatum
Lineage: Eukaryota; Dinophyceae; Prorocentrales; Prorocentraceae
Source: the annotation of a GenBank genome assembly
UGAGCGAGGUCGCCCCUGGGAGAGAUUCAGGAUGCUUCUUUAGUGCAAGUUGGAGCAUGACCGAAACGCCAUUCAGGAACUACUCGCCAUGCCGAUCCGAGCUCAGGCAGAGCUUGACACAGGCGACGACUCUCUGGUCGCGCUGCCUGCUCGGCAGAAGCACUCAGUUCGGCCCUGCUCCAGAAGCAAGAAUCACAACUGCUGUGAGAAUCUCUGGCGCAGGUCAAAUAUGAUAUCGGAGGCAACAGUAAAGACUGUGGGAGGAGGGAUCGGUAGCCGGCGCUGAGUACCGAGCUGACUGUUUGCACAAUGCAAUAAAACUAUCUCACAACGGCUGGCCCAACCAAAAACCACACUAAACUGGCAGUGGGUACUCUGCCUGGGUCAAGAGAGCGGAUACAAUGCACUGCUGGCACUGCAAAAGCUUACCACCAAGCUUUGUGGCACACACAGGCUGCCCCACCAAGCGUACUGUCGGGACUGCUGGCUGACGUCGCGUCACACCAUUGAGACUGCCUCGAGCUGACUGUCGGCACUGCUGGCCACAUCGAACUGGCAACUGGUUCUGCUGGUCGGAUCGAACUGGUAGUCGGCACUGCACUGCUGGCACUGCCAGCCUUUGUGGCGCACAACGGCUGGCCCAAGCGGACCGUCGGCACUGCUGGCUGACGUCUCGUCGCAGCACUGAGACUGCUCAGUCUGACUGUCAGCACUGCUGGCCGGAUCGAGCUGGCAGUCGGCACUGCACUGCUGGCACUGCGAGGGUAUGGCUGCACGGCGAGAGGCGGAGGAGGAGGAGGCUAAGGAAGAGGGAGAUAAAAAAGAGGAAGAGGAGGCGAACGCACGCUGGACUGGAAGAGGCGGCUCGGGUGGAGUCACGGCGGCAGGCCGGAAAAAUUUCCACUCGUCGGCAGCCUUCAAAAACCAGACAAUCAGAAGUGAAAGCGUACUUGCUACUCAGCGUGCGAGAAUGAAAUGCCGCGGAUAAUGACAGUGGUGAGCACAUCACCAAUGAAAUCCCCCUUACGGAUAUAAAGUUAUGAAACUAAGAGGUCAGAUUCCACACCCUGCCAGCACGCAAAAAGAAGCAGUAGACGAGCGGCGCCAACGUGGGCGAAUGCAGCAAAUGAUAAGAUGACACGAGGUCGAGCGGCUUGCCAGGGCAGCCCCCGAAUUGAAGCCUGCCAAGCGUGGCGCGGCACUUCUCGCGGAUGGGGCGGAUGAGACGGCCAUGGACACCUUCGAAGAGCGGCUCAGCGGACACGGCUGCGCCAUGAGGCAGCGCGACCACUGGCAGUCGGGACCCUUCUGGCCGCCGAUGUCGAUCCUGAUCAGGGCUGGGGCUCGUCCGUUACGGGUUUCGACGUCGAGCCCGAAGGAUCAGCCCCCGCCGCGGGGACUCUGGAGCGCCUGGGCGCCGAGCGCCGAGGAAGCCCACGGCACGCAGCCUCGCAGGCCGCCCACUUCCGCACCACCAGCGGGAAGGCCACCUGGCGCGCAGGCAUCGCCCGAGAGCCCACGGCCGCGAGGCGGGCCCCACGGGCCGACCUGCCUCAGCAGCCACCGCGCGGGCGCCAGGCCGACAGCCCCGGGCGACGAACCUGCCCGCCGCGCGCGGCACCCGACCGCGGCGGGCAGGGGCCCGCCGGCUCCAGGCCGGCUCCCACGGCGACCUCACCGGCCGACUCGCCCCCCCGCCGCGCUGGCCGCCCCCCGCGCUGCCCGCUGGACCGGCCUGGCUGCCGCCCCCUGCCGAGGCGCCUCCGAGCAGCACAAGGCCCCGCCGUCGGCGCCAGCGCCGCCGCUGCUGCCGGGGACGCCCGCGCCCGCCCCGGCGGCGGCGCCGGCCCCGCCGGCCUCCCUGUCCCCGCGCCUCUGGGCGACCUUUCGCAGCUGCCUGCGCCUCUGCGUCGCGCGGCGCCUGCGUGCGGAGUCUGCAGCCUCGUGCGGCGCCGCGCCCGCGGCUUCGUCCAGGCUGCCGCUGCUGCUGCCGCGAUCGGCGGCGGACCUGGCGCCUCGCGCGGAGCCAGGCUUCCGUCGCGGGCCGCCCGCGGCCUGCUCCUCGUGCUGCCGCCGCUGUUGCUGCUGCUGCUGCUGCUGCCGCGGCUGGCCCCACGCCUGCCGCGGCGGUAGCGGCUCGGAGCGAGAACGCCGACGCACACAGACGAUGGGCUCGAGAUGGGGAGGGGGCGUGUGCAAGAACGUGUUGCGGAUCGGAAUCGAGCGCCACUCGCUUGCCAUCAAGCCACGGACGUCCGCGAAAGGGCCAGGCGGAAGACGGCGCGGGCUUGUCCCCGAACCGCU